AUGAGUAUCUGGGACACCGACGAUGCUGAUGCAUCUCCCCUUGGUGAGGGAGAUAUCGACGCCGAGUUCGAGCGAAGAGUGCUUCGGGAUGGACGAGCGCUCGCCAUGGGGCCUGACCCUGCUCUUGCACCCGCUCAAGCGCUGAUCGGGGACGGAUGGAGGCAAGGGCCCAUCGAAACGCCGCAUGCGCUUGGUUUCCGUUGGGAGGAAGGGGCACCGUCUUAUGAAGAUAACCUUCAGAAUCGACAAGCGCUCGUCGCGGGGCCUGAGCCUGUCUUUGCACCCGCUCACGCCCUCAGCAGCGAAGGAUGGGGGGAAGGGCCAAUCGAAAUGUGGCAUGCCUUUGCUCCCCGUUGGAGCGAACUACCGGUGAUCAAGCCGCACGAUGGGCUCGAAUCACCAGGUAUUUUGCAUCUGCAUGAAGGAAGCGCUGUGGCAGCCGAGAGGGAUGCUCGACUAUGCAUGACCCACGACAACAGUAGUGGUUCUCUUGGCGCUCCCCCAGCAAUCGGCACAGGGAUAACGAGCAACGGUAUAUCCAAUGUUGGACUUGAUAACUCGGUCGGCGAUCCCUAUGUGCCUCAGUGGCCUAGCUGGCAGCCUUUACCUGGGCUACACCAGGGGCACUGGACUGAAGAUGACACGAGAUACAAUGAACAACAGGCUGUGCAUCAAUUCACGCCCCACCGGAGACAACAUCGAGAUGGAGCGGACUCGGAACAGCAGCAGGGAUUGGACACUACGUACCAACUGCGUGUGCCAGCCUCGUCGUUGGCACAUGCACUUGAUGAGAGAUUUAUAACCUUUCCGAGCAAGCAAAACGGGGUGAGCCCUAAGACAUCAACGAUUAGUGGCGGGGAUCCGUGCAGUGAGGCAACAAGCGCUUCCAACCGACCAAGCCCGCCAAACUCGGCGAUGUCAGCCAGCAGCCCGUCGGGGUCGAGCGUCAAUUCGGAGAGAACCAGGAAGCAGGACGCCGACAAUAAACGCGGCAAGGAAACAAACGAGGCAAGAGCAAGAUUCAAAACACUGUUCCCAAGGGCGGGAACGACCCUCAAGUCGGCAGAGGCAGCUGUUCUUGUCUGCAAGCACAUGAAAUGCGAGAGGAGUGUUCCUUGGGUUGCAGACGACGUCAAGGGGUUGGGGCAGCUGUUAAAAGGAGAGAAAGCUCCAACGGGCGCAUCGCCAGAGCCCAAAGACGAAAACGACGACAAGGAAGCUCGACAGAAGAGGAAGAAGAAGGAAGCAGACAGAGUUCGAAACGAGGGCUGGAAGAGACUGACCGAAGAGCUUCGGCAGUUGUUUAAACAAUCCGAGACUAAUUUGGAUGCAUGGCAAAUAGGCAAGUACGACAGGCUUUCAGGCCGAGACCAACCUAACGAACCAUCUCCCCAAUUAGCGUACGACUUCCUAGUGUAUGGGAAGGAACGAAAGGUCGUACCUGACUUGAUAAACAUCCCAUACAAACGAUGGCGGGGGGAGUGCGGGUUGAUGAACACGUCGGGCCCCUUCUUCGACGAGGCGUGA
Molecule: messenger RNA, 1527 nt
Organism: Pleurotus ostreatus (oyster mushroom)
Lineage: Eukaryota; Fungi; Basidiomycota; Agaricomycetes; Agaricales; Pleurotaceae
Exons: 5
Coding region: 1-1527 (508 amino acids)
Source: RefSeq, a predicted model, not a curated record